AUGCUGCCCCGAGGGCGCCCCCGGGCACUGGGGGCCGCGGCGCUGCUGCUGCUGCUGCUGCUGCUGCUCGGCUUCUUCCUGUUCGGCGGGGACCUGGAGGGUGAGCGCCGAGCUCGGGGAGGGCGAGCGGGGGCCGCGGGGGUGCAGCGAGGGCCGCGGGCCCCCCCAGAUGGGCGGCCGCGGGGCCCUGCUGCGCUCGACGGAGACCUGCGCUGGGACCACAACCGCUCGGCCUGCGUCCCGCUGCGGUCGCUGCUGCGCAAAUGCGAGCUUCUGCAUGUGGCCGUCGUGUGUGCAGGCUAUAACUCCAGCCGAGAUGUUGUCACCCUGAUGAAGUCCCUGCUAUUCUACAGGAAAAACCCGCUGCACCUCCACUUGGUGACGGACACAGUGGCCAGAAACAUCCUGGAGACACUCUUCAACACGUGGAUGGUGCCUGCCCUCCGGGUCAGCUUCUAUGAUGCCGACAGGUUCCAGCACCAGGUCUCCUGGAUCCCCAACACGCACUACUCUGGCAUCUAUGGGCUCCUGAAGCUAGUGCUGCCUGACAUCCUGCCCCCUGACCUGACCCGUGUCCUUGUCCUUGACACGGACGUCACCUUUGCCUCUGACAUCGCUGAGCUCUGGGCAUUCUUUGCUCAUUUUUCUGACAAGCAGGUGAUUGGCCUCGUGGAGAACCAGAGUGACUGGUACCUGGGCAACCUCUGGAAGAACCACAAGCCCUGGCCGGCCCUGGGCCGGGGUUUUAACACAGGCGUCAUCCUUCUGCGGCUGGACCGGCUGCGGCAGAUUGGCUGGAUGCAGACGUGGAAGGUGAUGACGAGGCGGCAGCUUCUCACCCUGUCCUCCACCUCUCUGGCUGACCAGGACAUCUUCAACUCCAUAAUCAAGGAGGACCCCGGGCUGGUGCUGCUCCUGCCCUGCAUCUGGAACGUGCAGCUGUCAGACCACACGCUGGCUGAGAACUGCUACUCUGAGGCAUCCGACCUCAAGGCAAUCCACUGGAACUCACCAAAGAAACUUCGGGUGAAGAACAAGCACGCGGAAUUCUUCCGCAACCUCCACCUGACCUUCCUGGAGUAUGACGGCAACCUGUUGCGGAGGGAACUUUUCGGGUGCCCCAGCCAGCUGCCACCGCGGGCUGAGCAGCUGCAGCGAACCCUGGCACAACUGGAUGAGGACGAUGCCUGCUUUGAGUUCCAGCAGCAGCGCCUCACCGUGCCCCGUGUGCACCUCACCUUCUUGCCCUUCGAACUGCCGUCACCCCAGCUCCAUGAUGUCACCCUGGUGGCCCAGCUCUCCAUGGACCGGCUGCAGAUGCUGGAAGCCCUGUGCAGCCACUGGCCAGGACCCAUGAGCUUGGCCUUGUACCUGACAGACGCAGAGGCCCAGCAGUUCCUGCGUUUCGUGGAGACCUCGGCGGUGCUCUCUGCCCGCCGCAAUGUGGCCUACCACGUGGUGUACCGUGAGGGUCCCCUCUACCCUGUUAACCAUCUUCGGAACGUGGCCUUGGCCCAGGCCCUCACGUCCCACGUCUUCCUCAGCGACAUUGACUUCCUGCCUUGCUACUCCCUCUAUCACGACCUCAGGGCUUCCAUCAGUCCGCUGGAGCUGGGCGGGCAGCACAAGGUGGCGCUGGUGGUGCCAGCGUUCGAGAGCCCACACUACCGCCUCAACUUCCCGGCUUCCAAGUCUGAACUGCUCGCCCUGCUGGAUGUAGGCUCGCUCUACACCUUCAGGUCCCACGUGUGGCCCCAGGGUCAUGCGCCCACAGACUAUGCCCGAUGGCGGGAGGCUAAGGUCCCAUACCGAGUGCAGUGGGCAGCGGACUACGAGCCUUACGUGGUGGUGCCGAGGAACUGUCCCCACUAUGACACCCGCUUUGUGGGCUUCGGCUGGAAUAAGGUGGCCCACAUUGUGGAGCUGGAUGCACAGGAGUAUGAGUUCCUGGUGCUGCCUGAGGCCUUCAUGAUCCACAUGCCCCACGCCCCAAGCCUUGACAUCUCCCGCUUCCGCUCCAGCUCUGCCUACAGAGACUGCCUGCAGGCCCUCAAGGAUGAAUUCCACCAGGACCUGUCCCGCAGCUAUGGGGCUGGCGCCCUCAAAUACCUCACUGCCCUACAGCGGCCCCAGGACUCUACGUGA
Molecule: messenger RNA, 2145 nt
Organism: Elephantulus edwardii (Cape elephant shrew)
Lineage: Eukaryota; Metazoa; Chordata; Mammalia; Macroscelidea; Macroscelididae
Gene: LARGE2
Product: glycosyltransferase-like 1B
Exons: 14
Coding region: 1-2145 (714 amino acids)
Biological process (GO): protein O-linked glycosylation via mannose
Molecular function (GO): xylosyltransferase activity; glucuronosyltransferase activity
Source: RefSeq, a predicted model, not a curated record